Molecule: messenger RNA, 2291 nt
Organism: Girardinichthys multiradiatus
Lineage: Eukaryota; Metazoa; Chordata; Actinopteri; Cyprinodontiformes; Goodeidae
Exons: 11
Coding region: 94-1422 (442 amino acids)
Biological process (GO): small GTPase-mediated signal transduction; protein transport; vesicle-mediated transport
Cellular component (GO): cytoplasm
Molecular function (GO): Rab GDP-dissociation inhibitor activity
Source: RefSeq, a predicted model, not a curated record
CUCACAGACCAUCUUGUCACCUGUUUCUCUGCACAGACAUUAUAAACUGCAUUCAGGGGAAGCAGCUGGGAUUGAAGCAGAGACACCAUCAGGAUGCAGGAGUAUGAUGUUAUUGUGCUUGGAACUGGAAUUAAAGAAUGCGUCCUAUCUGGCUUAAUGUCUUUGAGUGGUAAAAAGGUCCUUCACAUUGACAAGAACUCUUACCAUGGAGGAGAAAGUACUUCUAUUUCUCCCCUCGAGGAGCUGUACAGGAGAUUUAAGGUUCCAGGCCCUCCUAAAUCGAUCCGUCGAGGGAAGGAGUGGAAUGUGGAUCUCGUCCCCAAGUUUUUUCUUGCCACUGGCCAGUUGGUAAAAAUAUUGGUGCACACGGAGGUGACUCGCUAUCUGGACUUCAAAGUUGUCGAAGGAAGUUAUGUAUUCAAAUCAGGCAAAGUGCACAAAGUCCCUGCCACAGAGGAAGAUGCCCAAAGCUCAGAUCUGAUGGGUAUGUUUGACAAGAGAAGGUUCAAGAAGCUGCUGCACUUUGCCCUGAACUUUGACAUAAAAAACCCUCGCAGUCACCAGGACGUGGAUCCUGAAAAAACAACCACACGAGAGAUGUUCAGCCGCUUUGACCUGGGACAGGAUGUCAUAGAGUUCACAGGUCAUGCCAUAGCCUUACACUCCAGCGAGAGCUACCUGGAUCAGCCCUGUUUGGAAACCAUCAACCGGAUCAGACUGUACUGCGAGUCUUUGUCUCGACAUAACACCAGUCCCUACCUGUACCCUCUGUAUGGACUCGGGGAGUUACCACAAGGAUUUGCCAGACUGAGUGCAGAGUAUGGAGGAACCUUCCUGUUGAACAAGCCGGUGGAUGAAAUUGUCAUGGAUAACGGCAAAGUGAAAGCUGUCAGAUCGGAUGGGAAGCUUUUUCACUGUAAGCAGUUAAUCUGUGAUCCCAGCUAUGUUCCUAACAGAGUCAGGAAAAUGGGACGCGUCAUAAGAGUUAUCUGCCUAUUAAAUCAUCCAGUUAAAAACACUCAUGAGGCCAGCUCCUGUCAGAUCAUCAUCCCUCAAACAGAGCUCAGCAGAAAGUCAGACAUUUAUAUAUGUGUAGUGUCCUACAGCCACAGUUUGGCCUCAGACGGGAUGUACAUCGCCACCGUGAGCACAACUGUAGAAACCAACAAUCCAGAGAAAGAAGUGCAGCCCGCCCUGGAGCUUCUUGAACCCAUCAUGCAGAAAUUUGUAUCCAUCACCAACCUGCUGGUUCCAAAUGAGGAUGGAAGAAAGAGUCAGAUAUUUGUGUCCCGUUCAUAUGACGCAACAAACCACUUUGACUCAGAGUGUGAGGACAUCAAAGAUAUGUACCGCCGGGUCACAGGGGAAGAGUUCUGCUUCGGUAGACCUCGGAAUCUGUCCCACAACUCCGACGACGACUGAGAGAGGCCUUCCACAUCAGGGACACGUGACUAUCAAACGCAGUUGUGAAGCAGAGGAUGUUCUGUAGCGUGUACAGUGAACCACGACUGUUAUUUAAAUGUUGGAAGUCCCGUUUUCUCCCGAUUUGUUAUAAUUUGUUCUGUUUGAGAAAGCAUUCAAAAAUCAUUAAGCUGUCUAACUUUUAAACACUGUUCCACCCUGUGUGUUUUUUUUUUAUUAAUUAUUCUACAUAUAAUUGAUCGGAAUAUUUCAUUGUUUAUACUUUAAUAGAGAUUUUGCUGAAUUCCUGGGAAUGUGUGAAAAUUACUUAAAAUAGCAAUGAAGUAGUUCUGCAUGUGUUAAUGUGAAAUAUCCAGUGAUGUGGGCAUUUUGCAACUGCUUCAGGUAAAAGUAGCUCAGCUGCAGACUGCAUGUGAAUGAUGUGGGUUUAAACGCUGCGACUGAUUUUAGUGUUGUUGUAUUGCAGCAGCUGAUUAGAGAUGAAUCGAACAUGUAGGGGAUUUGUGGAUUCUCUUCUCUGCUGGGGGCUUACGUGAGAAGGACAAAGCCAGUGAAUUAUAUCAUGCUGCACAGGCAACUUGUUUGCUGCAGAGCUGCAGCUGCAAGAGGAGGACGCACAGAGCAAAGAGGCUUAUCCAGAUAAAGGACGGUCGCCACAAACAACCUCAUCCUCCUCUCCUCGGCACAGGCUGCUGCACAUUUACACAUAUUAGAUCCUUUGUUUGUUAGUUGAUUUUAUUUUGUACAUGAUGCUGUGCAUACUGAAAAUGACAAAUACAAUCUGAUGAGACGGCUUCAGUAACGUUUAUGGAAACAUUGAAAACAAAUAACUCAAACUUUGGUAUUUAAUAAAUGUAUUUAUAACACAG